Molecule: messenger RNA, 1600 nt
Organism: Prionailurus viverrinus (fishing cat)
Lineage: Eukaryota; Metazoa; Chordata; Mammalia; Carnivora; Felidae
Gene: RGMA
Product: repulsive guidance molecule BMP co-receptor a
Exons: 4
Coding region: 189-1556 (455 amino acids)
Biological process (GO): BMP signaling pathway
Cellular component (GO): plasma membrane
Molecular function (GO): coreceptor activity
Source: RefSeq, a predicted model, not a curated record
CAGGCAUGCAGCCCGGGAGCAGGCGGCGCGCCCCGGGCCGGUGCUGAGCCGGCCGGGGCGGCGGGGACCAGCGCCUGCCGAGCCCCUCCCACCUUGCCCCGGGGCCCGCGAGCUGCGCUCCCGAACCCCCUCUUCGCCCGCAGCCCCGCCAGCGCCACCCCCCCACCCCCCGCGGGCCGCAGGGGCUCAUGCAGCCGCCAAGGGAGAGGCUAGUGGUAACAGGCCGAGCUGGAUGGAUGGGUAUGGGGAGAGGGGCAGGACGUUCAGCCCUGGGAUUCUGGCCGACCCUCGCCUUCCUUCUCUGCAGCUUCCCGGCAGCCACGUCCCCGUGCAAGAUCCUCAAGUGCAACUCUGAGUUCUGGAGCGCCACGGCGGGCAGCCACUCCCCCACCUCGGACGACGCCCCCGAGUUCUGCGCGGCGCUGCGCACCUACGCCCUGUGCACGCGGCGCACGGCCCGCACCUGCCGGGGCGACCUGGCCUACCACUCGGCCGUCCAUGGGAUAGAGGACCUCAUGAGCCAGUACAACUGCUCCAAGGAUGGCCCCACGUCGCAGCCGCGCCUGCGCACCCUCCCGCCGCCGGGCGACAGCCAGGAGCGCUCCGACAGCCCCGAGAUCUGCCACUACGAGAAGAGCUUCCACAAGCAUGCGGCGGCCCCCAACUACACGCACUGCGGCCUCUUCGGGGACCCGCACCUCAGGACUUUCACCGACCGCUUCCAGACCUGCAAGGUGCAGGGUGCCUGGCCGCUCAUCGACAACAAUUACCUGAACGUACAGGUCACCAACACGCCCGUGCUGCCCGGCUCGGCCGCCACCGCCACCAGCAAGCUCACCAUCAUCUUCAAGAACUUCCAGGAGUGCGUGGACCAGAAGGUGUACCAGGCUGAGAUGGACGAGCUCCCGGCCGCCUUCGCCGACGGCUCCAAGAACGGUGGGGACAAGCACGGAGCCAACAGCCUGAAGAUCACAGAGAAGGUGUCGGGCCAGCACGUGGAGAUCCAGGCCAAGUACAUCGGCACCACCAUCGUGGUCCGCCAGGUGGGCCGAUACCUGACUUUCGCCGUCCGCAUGCCGGAGGAGGUGGUCAACGCCGUGGAGGACCGGGACAGCCAGGGCCUCUACCUCUGCCUGCGCGGCUGCCCCCUAAACCAGCAGAUCGACUUCCAGGCCUUCCGCGCCAACGCCGAGGGCCCCGGCACCCGCAGGCCAGCCGCCGCCAGCCCCGCGCCCGCAGCCCCCGACACCUUCCCGUACGAGACGGCCGUGGCCAAGUGCAAGGAGAAGCUGCCCGUGGAGGACCUCUACUACCAGGCCUGCGUCUUCGACCUGCUCACCACGGGCGACGUGAACUUCACGCUGGCCGCCUACUACGCCCUGGAGGACGUCAAGAUGCUGCACUCCAACAAAGACAGGCUUCACCUGUACGAGAGGACUCGGGAGCCGCCGGGCCGGGCCGCCGCGGUGGGGAUGCCCCCCGCCCCCCGGCCGCUCCUGGGCAGCCUCCUGCUCCUCACGCUGCUCCCCGCCGUCCUGGAGGCUGUCGCCGCGUAGGGCAGAGAGGCGGGCGCUGCCUGUCCCUGAGCCGGGGGGGUGGG